AUGUAAAGUGUCCACACUUUGAUAUUUCACAACUAUUGAGAUGUCCCAGAGCUCUUUCAACGCGCUCUGCGAGGGUUUGCUCGCCCCUGAGGACGAGGAGCAGCACCAAACGCACAUCGUGGAGGGAUGCCCCGGAUGCAAAUGCUCGCAUUUGCAACGCUCGGGAGCUCCUUUUCCCAGAGGAAUGAUGCUCGUUGUCCUAACCAUGUCGAUGCUGAAUGUUCCAUUCUUUGCCGUGCAGCGCUACCGAUCCAGAUCCUCUAUCCAUUCCUUUAUUUUAUGGUUGAAGAUUUCCAUGUCGACAAGAGGAAGAUUGGCACAUUCGCCGGCCUCAUUGCCAGUGGAUAUAUGGUUGGAAGAACUGCUACCGGUUUUGCGUGGGGAUAUAUGGCCGAUCACCACGGAAGAAAACCGGUCAUCUUUUGCGGGAUGCUCUCCUUGAUUGUGUUCAAUGCUUUGUUCGGUGUGAGUACCUCUGUCUGGAUGGCAUUCAUAACGCGCUUUCUGCUUGGAGCGGGCAAUGGUCUGUUUGCCAUUUUGGCGGUUUAUGCGACGGAGAUUUCUAGUAUUGAGCAUCGGCCUUUUGGACUGUCGACUAAUACUAUAGUUUGGGGACUGGGACUGAUCAUUGGUCCAAGCAUUGGAGGCUUUUUAUCAAAGCCUGCAGAGAAGUAUCCUGGUCUUUUUGAGAACACGUUCUUUGACAGAUAUCCGUAUUUGCUUCCACCGCUAGCAUUGUCGUUAUUCACAUUUUUUUUGAUGUUUUCCCUCCUCCAACUUCCGGAAACUCGGCAUAACCAUAUCAUUGCAUCUCCCAACAAAAGCGAGAAGAGUAACUCGAUAUUUAGAAACUAUUCUUUCUGGAUAUCCAACGUCGUCUACUGCUUGUGGGCUUUUCACGAGAUUGCAUACAAUGAGACUUUUCCACUUUGGGCUGUAAGUCCUGGUGGACUCAGAUGGUCAAGCCAAACUGUUGGUUUGGUUCUCGCAUUUACAGGUGUUUGCCUGGUGUUUAAUAUGCUGUUUAUUUUUCCCAUGCUCAUAAACCGUUAUGGUCCAAUUUUGGUAGCGCGGACAGGCACUGUUCUAAGCCUAAUAGUGUUACUGCCAUAUCCAUUUCUCCCAAAGCUUCAAGGUGUUGCUUGCUACGUUACCGUGAUUAUCGUUAUAGUUAUUAAAACCGGCUUAUCGGCAGUAACAAUCACUGCGUUGUUUAUUCUCGUCAACAACUCAGUGGAAAUAUCGCAGCUAGGAACUGCAAAUGGCAUUUCAACCAGCCUCGUUUCUCUCUCUCGAGCUUUAGGCCCUUCAAUUGGAGGCUUCAUAUUCUCGUGUGCCCAGGCCCGACCAGACACCACAUUUCUUCCUGGUAAUCAGCUACUAUUUUCUUUCCUUGGCGGCUUUGCGAUCGUCGUUUUUCUUGGAACUUGGGAGCCAAUUCUUCCUAGCUCUACCAAUAAACCAAAAUUCCACCAUGUAUAGUCAAGUCAAUAUAAUGUUAGUUGGAUUAUUGAGAUCUUA
Molecule: messenger RNA, 1521 nt
Organism: Selaginella moellendorffii
Lineage: Eukaryota; Viridiplantae; Streptophyta; Lycopodiopsida; Selaginellales; Selaginellaceae
Product: protein ZINC INDUCED FACILITATOR-LIKE 1
Exons: 18
Coding region: 127-1482 (451 amino acids)
Biological process (GO): transmembrane transport
Molecular function (GO): transmembrane transporter activity
Source: RefSeq, a predicted model, not a curated record